ACUUGAAGUUUUGGAAUAGUUUUGGCAGAUGAUUCAGUGCACUAGAUACUUUCUAACUAUCAGCGUGCGAUCAUCAUCACGUCCCGUUGAGAUGGUGAACCGUCCCCCACUGUAGUAUCCUGUCCGAGCUAAGGACAUGGAGGAGUGCGAGUCCCCCCCUGCCAGAAGCAAGAGGAGGGCCUGGGCUCAGAGCCGAGACUCCUGGCAGGCUUCUGAGUCCCAGGACCAGGGCGCAGAGGAGCCGCUGUCUGCCCAGCCUAUGGAGGAUAAGACUUCGACAGCCUCAGAAACAGGUCGUAAACCAAAUCAAGUAGAGAACUGGCUCAGGACCUGCAGGACUCCUCUCGGGGCCUCUUUGGACGAACAAAGCGGCAGUCCGUCCAGAGGACCAUUAAAGAAUGGCUGGAGCUUUGAAGAUGACCUGUCCCUGGGAGCUGAGGCCAAUCACCUCCAGAACAGCAGCACAAAACCAGCGGCCAAUGGCUAUGAAAUCGCAGCCGAGGCCAAAAGGUGCCAGUUCAAGCAGAAAGGCAGAAGUAUGAACUCCACAGGCUCUGGAAAGAGCAGCACCACCGUGUCCAGCGUGUCAGAACUUCUGGACCUCUAUGAGGAGGAUCCAGAGGAGAUCUUGUACAACCUCGGCUUCGGGCGUGAGGAGCCCGACAUCGCCUCAAAAAUCCCUUCUCGUUUCUUCAACUCCUCUUCUAGCGCCAAGGGCAUCGACAUCAAAGUUUACCUGGGAGCCCAGAUUCAGCGCAUGGAGCUGGAGAACCCAAACUACGCCCUGACAAGUCGGUUCCGUCAAACAGAAGUUCUGGCCACGGUGGCAAACGUCUUCUCUGAGAUCUACUCCCAAGUGUCUGGAAGACCCAUGGAGAGAAUCGGCAGCGGCGACACAGAGACUAAAACCCCCUCUCCAUUAAAAAGGAAUAAUUCCGCUCUAAAUGCAGCCAAGAUCCUAAAACGGAACAUUACAAAACAGAACCUGCUGGCCUCUGUCAUGGAAGGAGCAGCCAAACAGCUUUCAGCGUCUGACGCUGACAACACGGAAGGUGCAAACUCUGCCGUACGGGCCGGACUGAUGGAUACCGAGCACAAACUACAGCAGAAAGGCUUUAGGAAAAAAGAUUCAUCUCUGGCCACAGUGACCGAAGAGGCCCAGCAAAGUAUCUCAGAGGCUUCAGUCAACGGAGACGUCCCAGAACCUUUGCCCAAGGACUCUACGUUAAUGAAUGGUGACCACUCCACUGAGACUCCAGCUCUGGAUAAAGACGUGCCACUUUCCCCUGUCCAGGUGAGCAUCAGUCAGGUGUCCGACAAGAGUGACUUCAAGGAACUUGAGCGCCAGGACACCAUCACUUCCACCCUAGAUAAAGAACCAUCCACCCUGUUGCCUAACCCACACAUAGCCCACCUACUCAGCCAGCCCAGAGACUCGUUUGAAAUGGAGGAGUUGCAGAGUAAUGAGGAUGAAGCUCUUCCUGGUCCUGGUGGCAUGUCUCGAGCUGGCAGCGAGAGGUUAUUGAGGACUGCCAGCCAGCAGUCUGACAGCAGCGGGUUUGCAGAGGACCCAUCCACAGACGGUUUGGUUAAUCACCUGAAGGUACAAGAAAGCUCAGAUAGCUGCGACAGCGAAACCACAGUGACGUCACAUGCAGGAGAAGCCAGCACACCCACAGCAUUGGAGUACCCCAACUUUGAGAGGUUUCAGGGUGAGGAAGCCCAUCCUCAGUCCAACAAAGGGACAUUUAGCCAGAGUGGAGCCAAAAGAGAAGUCCCUGAGAUCACCAGCCUCCAGAUUCCCAAUUCAGACUCUGACAAUAUUAGCACCAAUGGACCGCUUCUUUCUCCUGACUCUGAUGUGGCUUCCAUAGUUGAAUCCAAUUUCACCACAGCGCAAAAACCCACCACAGACUCUCCAGAAGUAGAUUUGAGUACAAUGGUAGAUCCUGCAACAGAUUCCAUCUUGGAUGUAGCUCAUGAAGGCAACAUAUCCCAGCCUGGUUUAGGCAUAGAUCUAGACUCCUCUGAGGAUUUACGUCCAUCCUCUGAACCAGAGUCUUCAGAUCUUCCAGAGUCUUCGGAUCUUAAGCAAUGCAACCCUACGACUCAAAGAAGACAAAUGGCCCUCCAAACAGCCCAUCAGAGGUCAUCCUCUAUGGACGAGGAACGUCCCGGCCGAGUAUGGGUGAGGGACAGGAACUUGCUAAGGGAAAGCUUGGAGAGGAAUCCUUUAAGGAGAUCUAGCUCCCUCCCAACAUCUCAGCUCAGCCCAGCUCGAGUGGUCACCUCCAUGCGAAUCCAACUCGGAAAGGGUUCAGUCAAGCACUGUACCCCACCCUCAUACUCGUACCGCUACGACGAAGAGAAUCGCAGUGACCGAGAAGAAGUGGAUUCCAUUAUGGAAGAAGAUGAAGUAGAUCAUGCUGGUGGCCAAUCAACUCUCUUAAAUUCUGCUCCAGCAGGUGGUUUAAAGACGGGCAGGGGUACACCACCAAACCUUCUCAACGUACCCCAGCAUCUGACUCGCUCUUCCAGCUCGCUUUAUAGCGUCCCUGCAGACUGGCCUCAGAGGCCCUUGGGAGAAGGUCCAAACUGGAGCACAUGUAGCGUCCCAAACCUUAAUCAAUUUACAGGUCCAGGCCACCCUCCUCCUCAUGGGUCCUUCUACUCUCCACAUCAAGGAGUGGCCUACAACUCAUCGUACCCUACCAGACUUCCCCACCACAAUCCCUUCCCACAACCACAGAGCUCACCAUAUCCUCAACCUCUUCAGAGCAAUACAUUUACUCCACCACAGGGGGCGCCAUUUACACCCCAGCACAAUAUGCAUUAUGCUCAUCCUCACAGUGUUCCUUACAGCCCAUUCUACUCACCUUAUCACAUUCCUCAGGGAGCUCCCUACGGCCCCUCGUUGAACAUGCACGGCAGCCCGUAUCAACCUCACGUCUCUCUCGCGCAAUCCCACAGCGCCCCCUACAGUCCGGGCUACAACGGUUCUCCUCAUCACCCUGGCGCCCCCUACAGUCAUCCAUACUAUCCAUCUCCCCCCUUCCCUUGCUCUUUUGAGAUGCCUCCUGCCCCCGUACCUGUGAUGGGCAGCACAGAGAUGCAGCUCAGGAGGGUCCUGCAUGACAUUCGUGGGACAAUGCAGAAUCUUGGUCAGGCGGGAGGCAGAACAACUUCAAGCACUGCGGUCUGCUGUCAGGCUGGAGCUACAAGAGUUGGAGCUGCAGUUGGAAGAUCGUCUGCUCUCCCUGAAUGA
Messenger RNA from Sinocyclocheilus rhinocerous, 3265 nucleotides. Its product is annotated as sperm-specific antigen 2-like. The transcript is spliced from 14 exons. The coding region runs from base 137 to 3265 and encodes 1042 amino acids. The record is from RefSeq and is a predicted model, not a curated record. NCBI's taxonomy places the organism in Eukaryota, Metazoa, Chordata, Actinopteri, Cypriniformes, Cyprinidae. Gene Ontology annotation, molecular function: signaling receptor binding.